UAUGGCUCACAUGCAAGAGAGACUAUUGCAGCUAAUUUCUAAAGAUUUUACCAAGAGAAAUCAUCAAGAAAUCCUAGGUUUACUGCCCUGGCUACGAAAAAGAAGUCCAUUAUUCUUGAAUUUACAUACAGAUUUAAUUGUUGACAUUAUCAAAGAGUGUGAAUAUGAAAGAAUUGAGCGUGAUGAAGUCGUUAUAAAACAGGGUGAAAUAGGAGAUUGCUUUUUUAUUAUCCUUACUGGAACUGUCAGUAUCUAUAUUGACACUGCCAAAAGUGAAGAAGAUAGUAAUUUUUCUCCAACUAGGAGAACAAAUGUUGUGAAAAGAAGAUCAGCGAGAGCAGAUACAGGUCAUAGUGAGGUUUUUGACGAUGAAAAGGAAGACGAUUGGGAUAAUUCAAUAACAGAAUCAAGGAGUUCGCCUGUUUCACCAGAUAAACAGAAAUCACCAACGAGAAGAAGAGCAACUAAACAGCAACUUAGGCAGCGAAAAUAUUCUCUUGACAGAUCUAAAUAUGGAAAUUUCAUUUUACAAUUAGAUGCAGGAAAGAGCUUUGGUGAACUAGCUCUAAUUAACGAAGAUUCAUCAAGAAAUGCCACAGUUAUUACGGAUGAAACCUGUGACUUUUUGGUAGUGGAUAGAAGUCUUUACGAAAGAACUUUAAAAAAUCAUCAAGAGGCUGAACUAAAUGAUCGCAAAAAUUUUGUGAAUCACCACAUUCUCUUUAAAAAAUGGCCUCCUAGACUGAAAAAUCUCCUAAUUAUGUCCUUAAUAAAGGAAAUGUAUCAAUUUGAUUCCCUCUUGGUUCAACAAGGACAAAAAAUAAAUGGGUUGAUAUUCUUAAGGAGAGGAAAAGCAUUAAUAGAAUGCGAGCCUUUAAAGCACGAGAUUCAAUAUCCGAAUCAAAUUCCUUUUAUAACUACUGAAAAAGAAGCUAUAUUACAGCUAGACAUGAGGAGAAAAGUUAAAAAUAAUUGUAGCAAGUCUAUUAGGAACAAAAGAGUAGAAACUCGCAGGUUUGGAGGAUAUGCAUCAGCUGAACAACAAGAGCGAGAAAAAAAUGUCUGCCUAUGCCACGUAGGGGAAGGGGAGAUAAUUGGAGAUUUGGAAAUGGCAUGCGAUUUGUCAACUUAUGCUGUAACUGUGAAGAGCAAUGCCGCGACUGAUGCAUAUAUCCUAACAAAAAAUAAUGUUGAGAGGCUGUUUAACCGUAAAGCAGCAUCCGAUACUUUAAAAAUAUUAAGAGAACUUUUUUUUAAAAAACUAACUUCCCGAUUAAAAGGACCUAAAGCUGGAGAUAUUCCACUUUUGUCUCAUUUGUACUUUGUUCUCCAAACUCCUCCACCAAAGAGCCAUUCUCUUCCUGAGUUUGCAUUAGGCCAAAAGGCAAAAGCUAAAUUACCAGACGACGAAAUGCUUUUUUCUCAUCAGCUGCAACAAUACAGCAAAGGUCGAGCGGAAUUGUGCUUACCUAUUCUACACGAGUCGUAUUACUUAAAACAUUCUAUGCAAGAGCGAGCAAGAAUACGUAAGAGUGUACAAAAACAUAACUCGCAAGAAAUAAGAGCUAAAAGGCAUCGGAGAACUAUGCAGCCUCCCAAAGCUAGAAGUUUAAAAGCAUUAAGAAUGGCUUUAAAUGAGCAUGAAGAAAAGGCAAUUAAAAAACAGAGAGAAGAAAUAGUUGCUGAAAUUAAGCGUCAACGAGAUGAGGAAUUGAAAUACUUGUUCGAAAACGCAAUAAAGCAGAAAGAAAAUUUACCAAAAUUGCCAAAAUUUUAUAGACGACUUGAAGAGAAUAUAGACAACUUGAUAAAGAAAGAACCAUUACCCAGUAUACCAAUAGAGCCUAAAAUUGAUCAAGAUUUAUCAGCAUGUAUUGAAAAUUCAGAUACAAGCUUUCAGAGUGAAUCUAUGAUAUCGAAAUCAGAGAUAAGUGAGUUAAAGACUGGUGAUACACAAAUUAUUAUGAGAAAAGGUCCUCCUUACCUUAUGCCUAUUAAAGAAAAAACUGUAAUUUCGGAGUUUAAAGAGAAUGAUGAGAUAAAAAGCGAAGAAGAAUCUGAAAAAGACAUAGAGAUUCAAGAGCAACAAGAAUAUCAGAAAUUGAACAAUGACAAGCAAAAUAUUGAAAGACCUCUGUCCAAUGUUUUCCUUUGGAAGAAGUAUCGUAGUGUAGCCUCUCGACACCCUUCUUACAGAGACUGGGAAACAAGUGACAAAACAUUAUCAUUCUUGGAAGAUCGACUUCGGCAAUUUAGGACCCCAAAACAGAAAGUAACUUUCCUCCCAAAACUUAAAAGAUUCGAAACUAAUGACCACUUAACUGAAGAUCAGCCCAAACCUGGUGGAAGAGUACUUGUCAAGUCAACCAGAUGCCCAGAAGGAAAGUCUGAGCGAACUUUUGCUAAUCAUGAGCAUGUACGAUACAGCCUUGUUGAAACUCUUCCUAAUUAUCAAAAUUUGCAUAAAAACAAACUUUUACAACACAUGUUCAUGGAUAAAGCUAUAGAAUCGUACAAAAAAACUACUACGGGUGAAACUUCUAACCAAGUAGUGCUUCCUUAA
This is a messenger RNA of Dimorphilus gyrociliatus, 2563 nucleotides long. NCBI's taxonomy places the organism in Eukaryota, Metazoa, Annelida, Polychaeta, Dinophilidae. The record is from the annotation of a GenBank genome assembly.